AUGGCCUGCUGCAACACUAGCUUCUGUGGGUUUCCCAUCUGCUCCAAUGGCGGGACCUGUGGCUCCAGCUGCUGCCAGCCUACCUGCUGCCAGACCAGCUGCUGCCAGCCAAGCUGCUGUGGAACCAGCUGUGGCAGUGGCUGGGGGUUUGGGGGUGGCCAUGGGGGGAGCGGCUGCCGCACCAGGUGGUGCCGCCCAGACUGCCGCGUGGAGGACACCUGCCUGCCCCCCUGCUGCGUGGUGAGCUGCACUCCCCCAACCUGCUGCCAGUUGCACCAUGCUCAGGCCUCCUGCUGCCGCCCAUCCUACUGUGGACAGUCCUGCUGCCGUCCUGCCUGCUGCUGCUACUGCUGCCAGCCCACCUCCAUGAGCUGCCGCACCAGGUGGUGCCGCCCAGACUGCCGCGUGGAGGACACCUGCCUGCCCCCCUGCUGCGUGGUGAGCUGCACUCCCCCAACCUGCUGCCAGUUGCACCAUGCUCAGGCCUCCUGCUGCCGCCCAUCCUACUGUGGACAGUCCUGCUGCCGUCCUGCCUGCUGCUGCUACUGCUGCCAGCCCUCCUGUUAA
Molecule: messenger RNA, 567 nt
Organism: Tupaia belangeri chinensis (Chinese tree shrew)
Lineage: Eukaryota; Metazoa; Chordata; Mammalia; Scandentia; Tupaiidae
Product: keratin-associated protein 9-3
Exons: 3
Coding region: 1-567 (188 amino acids)
Cellular component (GO): keratin filament
Source: RefSeq, a predicted model, not a curated record